Messenger RNA from Phaeodactylum tricornutum CCAP 1055/1, 2181 nucleotides. RefSeq lists its product with no specific name. The transcript has a single exon. NCBI's taxonomy places the organism in Eukaryota, Bacillariophyta, Bacillariophyceae, Surirellales, Neidiaceae. The record is from RefSeq and is a predicted model, not a curated record. Bases 1 to 2181 code for a protein of 726 amino acids.
AUGAGAGCUUGGCACGUUUCCGGUGCUCUUCAACAGAUUGUGGGCAGUCAAAGUGUCCUUUCGCAAGAACUGGUGCUGCUCCAGGCUGACGUCGAUAACGUUAACGACGAUGACGACAACAACAGCAACUGCCACGACGAUAACGAUAACGACGACACUCCGGCGGAAUCGGCACUCGUACCGUCCUCCGAGCCAUCGACUUACACCCCGCCGUGUCCGACUCGAUCCCGGACGGUCACCGCCAGUAUCAAGACCAAGACCAGGCAUCGAAAGCCACCACCACCCGCCAUUGGCGUUGGCUCAACCGCAACGGCAACUGCCCAUACAACAACAACAAGAACAAAAGUCACCGACUCAGCCCUCGACGCGACGUCUCCCAUCAAGGCGGCUCGACGAAUCGGUCUCGUCCUGACGCAAGAAGAGGAGGAACUCUCCGAUUCUGGUGACCCGAUGGAUGACAAUCAUCCACCGCACGGUACCACCCGUGUCUCCGACCCGACACGAUCCGCCCGGCUCGGAUCGCAACAGCCCUUUUCUUCUUCCAGGGCAACCCGCCCGGUACCAAUGCCCUUUCCCGGGUCUCCCGCAUCGCCCCCGGCAGCGUCCAUUCUACCGACGACGUACCUCGAACUAGGACAAGGAAGCUCCGCGUCGCCACACACCAGUGGAAAGCUACCAGUCUUGGCGACUUCUCCGGAAGCGUUGUCGUCCCCACUCAAGCCGUGUCGUCUCUCGCAAGAGUCCCGCUCAACGAAAGUUGAGCGUAGAUCGACCGACCGGGAAAAUUUCGAAUUCUCAUUCUCGCAAGAAUCGGCCGCAUCCACCAACACCACGGAUCCCAAUCUGGGACCGCUCCUACACGCCAUUGCCAUUCAGCAAACCGGUCUUUCCCAGGAACCUUUGUUCUUCACAUCCUCUCAAGAUUACGUCUAUCCGACCGUGGUCCUACCGUCCCAGCUCUCCGAAGAAGCCGAAGAAGAAGAAGACUCCCCUUCCGACUUUUUGCUCCGUCCCCGCAAGUCGCGUCGGCAGCGAAAACGGAAACACGAACCGAUCGCCAGUGAAAGCGACAACGAACCGUUACCACCAACAUCCAAAAAUCCAGCCAAACGAGCUUCCACGAGCUCCACCAAGAAGCCACCAGAAACCAAACGGGCAAUCAGCGAAUCCGCCAAAGUUCUCAAGCCUACCUCCAAGCCUUCCACGACAGCGCUCCCAUCUACAUCUCGAACAUCCACUAACCCCGCCGCUACCACACUGCCGCCAUCCCCCACACGAUCGAACCCACCAUCAGGAAAUCACUCUUCCGACCUUUCUCGGCUCCAAAGCCAGCCAUCCGCUCAAACGCAACAAUCGCCAUGCCCCACGACAUGGUCCGUAAGCUAUUCCAUUCCCAGUCCGAACUCGGCUGGGCAGAAGAGCAAAAACAAUAUCAAGAACAAUAUCAAGAACGACGCCCAACUCAGGCAAAGCAGCACUGCGUCCGCGGGCGCUACCGGACCGACUCCGGAAGUACAAAAGGCGGCACAAUUGGCCGCACGGGUCCUACAUGAUCCCGACUUGGCCAAGGCUCUCUUGUUGCGCAUGGCGUUGGUCCGGGAAUCACCCCGCCCCGCAUCUCAGCGCGUCGAUCCGCCUCCCGGAACCAUCCUUGCGGAGCACUUUGUCUGGGCCAAGUUUCCUUCUCUCGAGAACGUUUUGAAACUCCACAUGCUGGACUACUACCAACUCUCCAUGAGCAGUUGUCAAUCCAACGCGCAACAAGAGUACAAUAACCGCCUCGUGACGAUUAUUCGCGGUCACGUGUAUCGCAAGGGCUGGACGUUUUGUGAUCGAUACCGGAACUCGACGGAGGUGAAACCACUCCGGGACCGUAUUCGGUGUUACUACAAGACGCACAUUCAGAACGCCAAGAAGCGGUUGCGAACAAUGUUGCGCAAUCCGACAAAAAAAGCGAGUGCGAAGCACUUGGUCGCGCACUACGAUUUGAUUCAGGAAACGGUGGAGACGAGCGGCAAGGUCCAAGCCGUGGCGGAAACGUACGGCUCGGCUGCGAGCCACUCGCCACCACGGGGGAAAAAGUCCCCGAAGCGACGAAUCGAGGCGUCGUCGCGACGGAAUAAGGAAGCGAGUGAGGACUCUCUUAGUGACGAGGAAGAAAGGGCAACGCUUCUUGUUUGA